CUUUCAAGUACAGUUGACCAAGGUUGUUAUGGUAAUAUUACAAAGAACCGACCCGGAUCCGACUGGGUGGAGGAGCUGGUAUGGUAUAUAAAUAUUGAAACUUGAUUUGCGUUUAAGAGUUGAAGUGAGUGUUGAGUGUUAUUCUGGGGUUGGAUUGGUGGAUCAAAUAUGCAGCAGCAACAGCAACAGGGUCAGAGUGGAGGAUCUGAAAUGGAGGUAACAUGGGAGGACCAGCAAAACAUUAACAAAUUUGGAAGAUUGAAUAAUCGUCUUCACGAGCUUGAAGACGAGAUCAAAAUCGCCAAGGAAUCAAAUGAUAAUUUGGAGGAUGCAGGCAAUGAGUUGAUUCUUACAGAUGAAGAUGUUGUUCGAUUCCAAAUAGGGGAAGUUUUUGCUCAUGUGCCAAAAGACGAGGUGGAGACCAGGAUAGAGCAGAUGAAAGAGGCCACUAGCCAAAAUUUGGAGAAGCUUGAAGAAGAGAAGGAAUCUAUAAUUGCUCAGAUGGCCGAGCUGAAGAAAAUUCUAUAUGGGAAAUUCAAGGAUUCAAUCAAUCUAGAGGAGGAGUAAAAUUUCUCAUAUUUGGUACCCUUUUUGUAAUGUUUUGAAAAAGAGAUUCUGAAAUAUGAAUUUGAUUGGCAUACAGUGGCCAUGAUUUUGAUUGAAUAUCGAUAGUUGAAUUAACUUCA
This is a messenger RNA of Cannabis sativa, 686 nucleotides long. RefSeq names its product probable prefoldin subunit 4. Gene Ontology annotation, cellular component: cytoplasm; prefoldin complex. Gene Ontology annotation, biological process: protein folding. Bases 169 to 567 code for a protein of 132 amino acids. The record is from RefSeq and is a predicted model, not a curated record. Lineage: Eukaryota; Viridiplantae; Streptophyta; Magnoliopsida; Rosales; Cannabaceae. The transcript is spliced from 3 exons.